Neurospora crassa OR74A is the source of this 3006-nucleotide messenger RNA. RefSeq names its product MFS transporter. Gene Ontology annotation, molecular function: transmembrane transporter activity. The transcript has 2 exons. Bases 381 to 2261 code for a protein of 626 amino acids. The record is from RefSeq and is a predicted model, not a curated record. NCBI's taxonomy places the organism in Eukaryota, Fungi, Ascomycota, Sordariomycetes, Sordariales, Sordariaceae. Gene Ontology annotation, biological process: transmembrane transport.
CAAAACCCGAGUUACGCAGAUGAACAACGCCCACGUAACACGACCUUGUUGUGGUCCAGCGGUGUUAUCGUCGCUUGGGCCGUCUUAAUUGAACCAUAUUUCCCCCCCUUUCGUCUCUCUCCCUCUCUCUCUCCCUCUCGGACUCGACGAGGACGCCUUUCUAAUCCGACACCAUCAACAAUUGUAGAGAUACUUACCGACAUUCAAUCCGAUUCGUCGGCACAACCGAGUAACGAGACCAGACCGCACACCGUACCUUUCUUCGGUUGUACAUAUCUCGACCAUACCUCGACCAUAAUACCCAUCUGUACCUGCAGUCCACCACUGUGUCGCUUUAUAUCGCGCAUCUCUGGUGUUGUAGUGAUCGACCUCGGGACGUCAUGGUCCAACCCUCUGCCGCCGCCAACACGGCCGCCGGCGCAUCCUCAUCCUCAUCACGGCCGCAGACUCCUCGAACUCCUCGAACCCCUCGCGCUCCCCGACCACAGCGAACCACGUCUUCCGGGUCAUUCCACGCUGGCGCUCCGUUUCCCCAGUUCAACAGCCCCUUCAAUGACAACGGUCGAAGAACCUCGGUGGCCACGAUACGUCCCAUCCGCCGACAGUCCACCCACAAAUACCACACCUUCCCAACACAACCACCCAAGACGCCCUCCUCACCUCCGCGAAACGACCCGUGGAGUGCAUAUGCCCAACAACGACGCGACGGCGAGCAUGGCCAUGAUGAUGGAAGCAUAUCGGAUACAUCACAAGGCGAAGACGACGCUGUCACACCGCUACCGUGGAAACAGCUGGGCCUCCUGGCGCUGUUGUCCCUAGCCGAACAGACAGCCCUCAACUCCAUCGGUCCAUACCUUCCCACCAUGGUGGCAUCUUUUGACGAGAUUCCUGAUGGCGACGAGGGACUGUAUGUCGGUCUUUUGGCCUCGGCCUUUGCUCUUGCGCAGUUGGUGACCAACCUGUUCUGGGGCUACCUCUCGGAUCGCAUCGGUCGUAAACCUGUCAUGUUUGCAGGCUCCCUUUUACUGAUGGGCUGCUUCGUGUGCUUCGGCUUCUGCAAGACAUAUGUCCAGCUCAUCAUGGUUCAUGUUGCCAUGGGAUUGCUCAAUGGAAAUGCGGCCGUGGUGCCAACAGCCCUGGGAGAAGUCACGGAUCGCACAAACCAGACUAGAGCCUUCACCUGGCUGCCUAUCAUCUACAGCCUUGGUAGCAUCACCGGUCCUGCUCUCGGUGGUCUGCUGGUUGGUACCGUCGGGGCCGACAAGUACCCAUUCCUUGGCCCCAACCUCAUGAGCGCCGGAUUCCUGCUCGUUGCCGUCCUUGUUCUCGCCAUCUGGUUCCGGGAGACAUUGGAGAAGGAUGAGGAGGAAGACGCCAGCGACUAUACUACCAUGUUCAAAAAGGCUCGUACCCUUCUCGCCGGCUGUCUGGGCCGAAACAACAAGUCCAAUCACCGGAAUGACGAAAGCGACGCUCUCCUCGGCGAGCAUGGAGAUGCCACAAGCGCCAAAGACAUCGCCUCGGACCAAAAGUCUGCUUUCCGCCAACUUGCCAACCGUACCACCUUGAUCCUGCUGUGCACCUAUCUUGUCUUCCAACUGACCAACAUCUCCUACAACUCGCUCUACCCCAUCUUCGCCUCGGCACCCCCGCCCAACGGCCGUAACCUGGGACCCAGCACCAUUGGUCUCAGCUUGUCUCUGGCAGGAUUGGCUACCAUUGCCUUUCAGGCUUUCGUCUUCCAACCGCUCAAGGCGCGCGCGGGUAACAUGGGUACUUACAGAUACUCCCUUCUGGGAAUGGCUAUAUCUAUGGCGCUCAUGCCUUGGAUCGGCUACAAGGACCAGAAAGACACUUGGUUCGGGAUUGGGUCCGGCAAAGCCUGGCUGUACAGCGAGUUGGGUGUCAUUUUGUUGCUCAAGAACAUUUGCGCUGUUGGCGGCUUGAGCAGUGUGAUGCUUCUGAUCACAAAUUCUGCCCCUUCCCACGAAUCCCUCGGCACACUGAACGGCAUUGCCCAGACACUUUCCGCUGCUGGUCGUAGCGUCGGCCCCUUCAUCUCCGGCGGGCUUUUCACCCUGACAAAUCAUGUCCAGCCAAAGGGAGAGGCGAUUGCCUGGGGCGUAUUUGCAGGUGUCGCCCUUCUUGGGUGGUUUGGCACCUUGAUGAUUCGAGGACGUGAGUUGGAGAGCGCCGACUGGCAAGGCGAUGAGGAGGAUGAGGAUCACGACGAGGAGGCCGCCCAUGAUUCGGACCGGUGACCAGUGAUUUGCUAUCGUCAUGACGGACCCAGCACAAGAUAAUACAUGAUGUCCUUUCUUUCUUUGGGUAUACCGAGCAUCAUACAACCAGCGGUACUAAAUCGAUUUGCAUUAUCACGAGUCCUUCCGUCUCUCUUGGCUGAUUUGUCCUAUGUAUUUGGCUGCUUGUCAUAUUGGUCCUGGAAUUCUUCAUCGCCGCCGCGUUUACGCUUUAUCAUUGCGUAACCCACCGCGGUAUGACUGUCUGUCGGCCCAAAAACAGGGUCAAGCGCCCACAUUCUCAGAACCACUGGCAGAUACGACACUGACUGGGCGGGAGCUCAUGUGCCAUAUCCUUGAUCUACAAUCCCUCUGCAUCUAGGGUUGCAUAUGAUGGAGGAAACUCUGCUUACGCCUCUCAUAGCCCACAGUCCCCUUGUUCCAUUCAGUCUGUAUAUAGGCUAACCACCGGGAUAGGACUACCAGGGCCACUGCCACUGGGUACAUCAAAGAUUAUUACGGGGAUAUGCCUGUGGAAAAGACGAAAGAUGCAACCAAACCAGAUCGCGAUUAUCUUAUUGGAAAAAUGAUAUCCAGCCGUAUCUUGGUUGGGAAAUGGGACAUUGCUUGACGUGACGGAACGGAUCUCCGCGGUAUAAUACUAUUCGUCUUCCUGUCAUUGACCAUGCGGAAUCCAUGGAUGCUGUAACCGACAACUGGACUACCCCUUUUUGUCCGAGGUCACCGGCACCAGCCCUGAUUAUCC